AAAGUGCAAUUUCGGGAUUAAAUACGAGGGUAAAUGAACGUCACGGGCUGCAGGCAGUACACCGCCAUUGUACUGCUGCAGAAUUUGCUGCUUUUCUUCGACGUUUGUGUCAACUCGUUCUCGGGUUUCGCUCGGAGCCGCCCGGUUGAGCUGCUCUCCCUUUAUGUAAUUCAAGAUUUCUGCUUGAUUGUGUCCCUCACAAUUCUCCUCGUUAACUUCUUUGGAACUUAUAUUUUCCAGGCAGGAUUGAUCCAGCUGUUGUACUUUCGUUUUCGAACAACCCUCAUUUUAUGUGUCAUCUACAUCAUUUUAAAUAUUAGUCUUCACAUAUGGCAUAUGACGCUUCAUUGGCAUCAACCACUUGUCCAUUACUGGACAAAGGGCUUUCAUGCACUGUAUGCGGUUCACAGAACAGUUGCAGUUCUGUACUAUUAUUUCUACAAACGAGCUGCCUUCAAAAUCGGAGAUCCACGAUUCUACGAGGGGUCCAGAUGGGUGGAAAAGCAAUUAAAUUUCGCAUGAAUAUUUGUACUAAUUGUUUUAAUCCUAUAUUAAAAUAUGCAAUAUAAAACACAAAGGAUGAAGCUAAAAAUGCUGGAAACGAAUAUAAUAUCUCAUUUAUACAUGACCCAACCGUUAA
Messenger RNA from Diachasma alloeum, 640 nucleotides. RefSeq names its product transmembrane protein 138. The record is from RefSeq and is a predicted model, not a curated record. NCBI's taxonomy places the organism in Eukaryota, Metazoa, Arthropoda, Insecta, Hymenoptera, Braconidae. Bases 34 to 522 code for a protein of 162 amino acids. Gene Ontology annotation, cellular component: cilium. The transcript is spliced from 4 exons.